AUGGGAAACGUCUUCAGCGGCAUUUUUGGGCGACUCUGGGGAGUGAACAAGGAGAUCCGCAUUCUGAUUCUCGGCCUGGACGGCGCGGGCAAGACCACGAUUCUGUACAAGCUGCAAAUGGGCGAGGUGGUGAAGACCAAGCCCACGAUCGGAUUCAACGUCGAGACACUCACAUAUAAAAACAUAUCGAUCAACAUGUGGGAUCUGGGCGGGCAGACGUCGAUCCGUCCGUACUGGCGAUGCUACUACGCCAACACCGCAGCCGUGAUCUUUGUUGUCGACUCCACGGACAAGGAGCGUAUAGAGGUGGCCAAAAAGGAACUACACAUGAUGCUGAAGGAGGACGAGCUCACAGACAGCGCAUUGCUCGUGUUUGCCAACAAGCAGGACCAGCCGGGCGCCUUGGCGGCGGCCGAGGUGUCGAAGGCAUUGGGACUGGUGGAUCUGAAGGACCGCAGUUGGAGCAUCGUUGCGUCCAGUGCCAUCAAGGGCGAGGGACUGUCCGAGGGCCUUGAUUGGCUCAUCGACAACUCGCUCCUGAACGACGCAAGGGUGUCCAGGGGCCUGUACAAGAACCCUCUAGUUUUGAGCAACAAGAACCAGCUGGUGGUAGACCCUCAGCAGCCCACGUACGAGAUGGGGCUCUAUGUGGCGUCGCAAAAGGAGCUGGAAAAGGAGUCCAACGAGAUCCGGCGCGAGCAGAAGAGCCGCAAAUACACCGGCUGGUUCUACUACAUCAAGUACUGGCUGCUGGAUUACGUCUGGGAACCGGUGAUCACUGUCACGCGGUUUGUGGAGCUCACGUCGCUGUUCAUACCCAUGUUUGCGACGUAUCCGAUAGUAUUCUUUGGCAAACGCAACAAGGAGGGCGACACAUCGGGAGCGUUGCUGUGGUAUCGGUUGGUUCGUCAUCUGGCAGAGCUUGCCGGGGCUUCCUUCAUCAAGCUUGGCCAGUGGGCCGCCUCGCGUACAGACAUCUUUUCCAAGGGUCUGUGCGAGGAGCUGGCCCAAUUGCACUCCAACGCAAAGUCGCACUCGUUCCGCCACACCAGACAGAUUAUCGAGAGCACCUUUGGCGGAAACAAGCUGGAGGACGUGUUUGACGAGUUCGAUCCCGUGCCCAUUGGCUGUGGAGCCAUUGCGCAGGUGUACAAGGCGAAGCUGAACAAGAAGUUUGCCGAGGACGACCACGAGCAGUACGUUGCUGUCAAGGUUGUGCAUCCGAACAUUGAGGUCAAGAUCGAGCGAGAUCUGCGUCUCAUGCGAUUUUUCGCGAACGCAAUAGACGUCAUUCCCACGAUGGAGUGGCUCUCUUUACCGCAGGAGGUGGAGCAGUUCUCUAUCCUGAUGAAAAUGCAGCUGGACCUCAGAAUCGAGGGCCACAACCUGCUCAAGUUCAAGGAGAAAUUCCCGGGCGACGAGAUCCGGUUCCCUAAGCCGUUCAUGAACAUUAGCUCGCGAAAAGUGCUCGUCGAAGAGGAAAUCAAAGGUCUUUCGAUGACAAAGAUACUCAAUCUUACAAAAGGAGGCAAGCACAUCUCUAAAGAGGUCAGCGACAGCAUGAUAGACGCGUUCCUCAAGAUGCUCAUUCUAGACAACUUUAUCCACGCCGACUUGCACCCGGGCAACAUAUUUGUUCGCUUUGUGCAGCGGGAUAGAAAGACGCGCAAGACGACCUCGGACGAGCUGGAAACAGACGAGCUGAUGGCUCGUCUACGAAAGAUCAACAAGGCGUCCGAACUGAUGGCCGAGCUCGAAAAACUGGACAAACAGGACUACCACCCUCAAAUCUGUCUGAUAGAUGCAGGACUGGUGACGGAGCUUGACGACACCGACAGAUACAACUUUAUUUCGCUGUUUAACGCGCUGUCGCAAUUCGACGGCUACGAAGCGGGCACACUGAUGAUAGAGCGCUCAAAGACACCAGGAUCGGCCAUUGACACGGAAGUGUUCAAGAUGAAGGUAGAGAGACUCGUUAAUAGAGUCAAACAGCGGACAUUCACACUGGGAUCGAUAUCAAUUGGAGACUUGCUAGACCAAAUGCUCGGCAUGGUGCGCUCGCACCACGUCCGCAUGGACGGAGACUUCAUCACGGUGAUAGUAGCAAUACUGCUCAUGGAAGGUAUCGGACGCCAGCUGGACCCGGACCUUGACCUUUUUGCCAGGUGCGUAUUUGCAUGGAAUGUGGGGUUCCCCACAUACUGA
Messenger RNA from Ogataea angusta, 2205 nucleotides. RefSeq lists its product as uncharacterized. Gene Ontology annotation, molecular function: GTPase activity; GTP binding. Gene Ontology annotation, cellular component: mitochondrion. The record is from RefSeq and is a predicted model, not a curated record. Bases 1 to 2205 code for a protein of 734 amino acids. Lineage: Eukaryota; Fungi; Ascomycota; Pichiomycetes; Pichiales; Pichiaceae. The transcript is spliced from 2 exons.